CAUAGAGGAGAAGGCGAAGACAUGCUUCACAUGCCAGAGGGUUCGAAACCAUCCCCAACCUGCUCCUUUGUGUAACCAAGAUAGAAAAUGACUAAAUGAAGUUUCACAAAAUUUGACAUCGGAGAACCUAGAAGCCUUAGUUACAUUGUUCGGGGAGUCUGUGGGGAGAGUUGGUUGCGUGGUGCGAUCUGAGAGCGCGGUCCAUUUUGCUAUGUGGCGUAGGGGUGGAUAAUAAUAAUUGUGGAGCCUUUGCUGUGCAGUUGCAUUUAGGUAAAUGGUACAAAUCCAUACAGUUAUUUCUGAUAUUAUUUGAUUUACCCCACUGUGAAGUAAUUUGCUGUAAAUUUAGUGUUUCAGAGUUCUGGCAUAAAUGGUAUGAUCCGAUCUUACUGAUUAGUGUAGUACAAUCGCCAUUUUAGCCAGUCCGCGCUCUUACACUCAGAGAAAGGUAGGCGCUGCUCUUUGCUUUUAAAAUAAAUGUGUAAACAUAACUCAAAAAUAAGUUAGUCUUGUAUUUUAUGGUGAACAUUUAUUUUGGAAUUGUAUUAUGUAAUUUUGUGUUGUAUGAAUGUGUGAUACUUUGCAUUAUUUAAAAGAAAGGAACGAUACUUUUUUUUAUUUUUUAUUUUAAGGCUUAAUGCACUGUUGUACUGUUUCAUUUUAUUAGCAUAAACUGAAAGCAAAGAGCACGGCUUCACUGAUUACCUGCAGACUAGACUAUCUUGUUCAAUAAGGUUAUUUUGUUCAUAGAGUACUGGUAUUUUGUAAAAACAGGGAAUGAUUCUUCUUGUAUUGCUGUUUCUAGCUGAGAGUUGCGCUAAUGAAGAGGGACAGCAACCCUGAUUAUCAUUUUCUGUUUGCAGCACAAUAAAACAAUCGCCUUGUGAAGCCAGUAGUGUGAAGUGGCAUGGGGAAGAAAGAGUGACCCAGGUUACAUUUGCAUCCGUGGGAUGUUUAGUCGUUUUGGUUCCCCAGAACAACUUGUGAGCGACAAUGGACCACAAUUCGUGUCGCAGGAACUGGCUACGUUCCUCCAGGUAAAUGGUGUACAGCAUAUCAGAUCUGCACCUUACCACCCAUCGACCAACGGCCUGGCCGAGAGGUUUGUACAUACCAUGAAGCAUGCCUUAAAAGCGUCACAAGGUCAAGGGACCCUGCAUCAACGCCUGAACAGUUUUCUGUUAGCUUGCAGAAACACGCCGCAUGCAACCACAAAAGCAUCACCAGCAUUGCUUCUCUUGAAAAGACCAUUACGCACCAACUUUGACCUUCUCAGACCACCUAAGGAAAAGGAAGUCGUGAGGCGUCAACAGGAGAUCCAAGUCAAGAGAAGACAGCAAAGAGCAAAGGACAGAACCUUCAAUCCGGAAGAGCAUGUACUAGCACGGAACUACCUCCACGGACCGAAAUGGGUUCCUGCCACAGUCAUCGCACAGACUGGUCCUGUAUCGUACACAGUCAAAACUGCAGACAAUCUUAUCUGGAGGAGACAUACAGACCAGCUGUUGUUGGGAAAGGAAACUCCUGCGGAACCGAGAGCCGCUGGUCCAGAACUGUUCCUGGAUGACACCCUGAGCAAGCAGCCUUUGCCAAGGGGCUCACCUUCUCAGGAAGCUACUGUUUCAGCCCCGCCCACACAAGUGUAUGAAGAGACUGUGACAUAGGCAACCAACCUGCCUACAUCCAUGUCACCGCCACCAUCAGUAGACAGUGUUGACCGCCGGUAUCCUACCCGAGAACGGUGUGCACCAAGUCGCUUAGAUUUAUAAUGAUGUAUCCUUUUAUCUGGGGCAGAAUAAUCCCCAUGGGUAAGGUCGGGGCAUGGCGUGAAAAUGGCAUGGACAAAAAUGAUGG
Molecule: messenger RNA, 1854 nt
Organism: Acipenser ruthenus (sterlet)
Lineage: Eukaryota; Metazoa; Chordata; Actinopteri; Acipenseriformes; Acipenseridae
Exons: 1
Coding region: 951-1664 (237 amino acids)
Biological process (GO): DNA integration
Molecular function (GO): nucleic acid binding
Source: RefSeq, a predicted model, not a curated record